GCCCGGGCUACGCCUGGAUAAAAACCUCAGCAGGUGAAAUAGCGUUCCGAGUAUUUUCGGUCGGGGCGCUAAACGCGGCAUCAGACCGAGGAGUCACAGCCGGCAAUUCCAGCAAACAGCAGUAUGACCGACGCCGACACUGAUACGCAGAGCGCUCCACCUUUGACCCCUGUGGAAGACAAGCCACAAGUGGAGAGGAAAGUUUUAGCCACCUUGGUACAUGGGACAGUGAAGUGGUUCAAUGUACGCAACGGAUACGGCUUCAUAAACAGAAAUGAUACCAAGGAAGAUGUGUUUGUUCAUCAGACUGCAAUCAAGAAAAACAACCCGAGGAAGUUCCUCCGGAGUGUUGGCGACGGCGAGGUGGUCGAGUUUGAUGUGAUCGAGGCUGUCAAGGGUUCAGAAGCAGCCAACGUGACGGGUCCCGGCGGGGUGCCGGUGAAGGGUAGCCGCUACGCGCCCAACAAGCGGCGCUUCCGCCGGCGGUUCUUCCCACGUGUUGGCGACAAACCAGCAGACGGCCAGCCCCCUGACGGCGACGAGGAGGGACGCGUCGACGAUGGCAAACCCCAAGAGCAGCGCCCUAGACCUCGGCGACCGCAGCCACAGCAAAAUCAGGUUGAACCUGGUGAGCCAAAAACCUCAGGAGAUGAAACACAAAGACCACCACCACCACCACGACGUCGGUUCUGGCGACCAUACCGACGACCAUUCCGUCCACGAACUGCUUUGGCACAGCCCAAGGAGGAAGAUCAGAAGCAGGAACAGCAGGCGAAUGCACACGAGGAGCAAACAGAGUCGUCAGAAAACAACACGGAUGCCGCCGAGGUCCAGAAGCAGCAGCGUCAGUCCAGACGCCGCCGGCAGAGGAACUCUGAGUCCUCAGUCUCCAAAAACGGUACUGAGAAGUCUGCCUCGGAACCCGGCACCCCUCCCCAGACAGCCAAGGAAGACGUGAAAGUCAAAUCUCCAGAGGGCUCCCAAAAGAGCUCUCCCAAAUCACCAGAGGUGAGACGUAAAGUAAACCACCAGCCAUUAUUGAGGGUGACUACUUUUUGACUUGCAGCAGGACGCCGACACAAAUGUACCGGCACCGACGGAGUGACACUUAGGAGUGGACAGUCGAGGGACCCUCGGGACAAGGUGGGAUUUUUUUUUUUUUUUUUGUCCAGUUCCAUUCUACAUAAAUUUCAAUAGCCUCAGCAAAUUAUUGCUGACUAACUCAUUUCCCCAACUGUUUUUGAAAGAUCCACGGGUUGAAGGACUGGCCCCAUUUGAGAACGCAUGUCUCCCCUCCUUGCACCCCGCGCCCCCCCCCCCCCCCUCAACCUGCGUCACCCCCUCGAAACACCUCUGCCCCGCCCUCACCUUACUUCAUAGGCAAAGAAAGGACAUGUGUAUUUUCAUCUUUAAGGGGCAUUAA
Messenger RNA from Syngnathus typhle (broad-nosed pipefish), 1423 nucleotides. Its product is annotated as Y-box-binding protein 2-A-like. Gene Ontology annotation, biological process: regulation of gene expression. The transcript is spliced from 8 exons. Gene Ontology annotation, cellular component: nucleus. Gene Ontology annotation, molecular function: nucleic acid binding. The record is from RefSeq and is a predicted model, not a curated record. The coding region runs from base 124 to 1059 and encodes 311 amino acids. NCBI's taxonomy places the organism in Eukaryota, Metazoa, Chordata, Actinopteri, Syngnathiformes, Syngnathidae.